GCGCUGUCAUGUCAGCUGAGUGAUUAUUGAGUUGAGCAAUGGUGGUGUUUUUACAUUUUCGAGAACUAAAAUUAUAAACAGCCAAUCUUACUCGUGUAAUUCUGCUUAACGUGUUCAUAAUCUGUUUAAAGUGAUGAAUAGAAAUACGUGUUAAUGGAUUCUGUUUGAAUGAUUAGCAAUGCUCUAAGGAGUAUUUGCGAGAUUUCUGGACUGCAGUCCAUGGAUACACAAGACAGAUGCAAGCAAUAGUUAUACAAGGUGUAUUAUAAUUUAGCUGUGAAGGUAUAUUAUAUACUGCCACCAUGCUGUAUGUUUUCCAUGUGGACGCUGGUCAAAUGACCACGUAUGACAUGAGCCUCACUUUGCAGAACGUGUCUACUUUAAAACUAGCAAUAGAGAGAAAAUCUAAAGUGUCAGCGAACUCGCUGGUGCUCCUAGUGAGCGGGGGCGAAGUACUGCAGGCAGACCACAUGGUGUCCUCUUACAGUGCUGGCACAGACACUAAUCCUAUUUACAUGUUUAGUAAACCGUCUGUCAAGGAUAGCCAUUUGAAACAGUCCAUGUGCGAUUUAAGCCCUAUAGUGGAGCUAAGUACUGGUGAGUUUUCAAGUGAGUUUCGAAGUGCUUUCGAUGGUAAAUCGGUGGCGGAGCUGAAGGCUGCGGUGGAGAAGUGUUGCGCGCUGCAGCCCAACGUAUACACUGUGAUAUCUUGCGCUUCGCUCGCGCAGCAGUUCAGUGACCUCGCGCUCGAGGUGUCCAGCAGUUGUGAGCAGCUCGUGCAUGAACAGCAUCUGCAGCAUCAAGGCUGGGCGGCCGUGGUUGCGAACUUGGAAGACAUAUUCAACGAAUUUUGUGAGAGAUCACGAAAUUUUAAGGAGUCCUUCAGAAAACAUCGACUAAAAAAGGAAGAAUAUCAUGAAAAGUUAGCAGGGCUCAACGAAGUUUUAGAAUCUCUAGGCAAGAUCCCAAUAUUGCCGGCACUCCAAUUAAACGCGGAGGCUCACAGGUUCUCGGCCUUUGAUGUGUUCGAAGAUACAGAUUUCGAGGGCCCUCACUACAGGAUUACACAUCCGUUGGACAACAGCUCAGAGAAUAAAGCCUGUCAAGAUUUUGGCGUUGAAGCGUUUAAGUUAUCCGACGAGGAUGUGUUCGACCAAAAACUAUCGACAGGCAACGAACCUUCGACCUCCUCAGACCCAGUUCCCCUCGUCGAGGAGUCUGAUGAUGGAGUCACGUUCAAGGCGCAGUCCUACGAGAGUAAGGAGGAACCCUCACUGCUGCACUGGAUACUGGCGCAGGGGAACAAAGCCUCCUUGCAAGAUAUAUUGGAUUACUGCCAGAAGGGAUUGGCUUUGCUCGACGCAGAUCCCUUAAAAGAGAGAGAAGCAGAGCUGUACCACAUUUUGGAGUAUGCCAACAUGCAUGGUCUAAAACAUAUCAAGGGCAUAGAGGAGCGUCUUUACGGGCUGGACCAGCUCUUGAAUGAUGUGAAGAAAUUGGAGAGAGAUCAACGUGAUCAGGCUGCUUCUCUUAUACAGUGUCGAGAGCGUCUAAACACGGCAUGUGACCCAUCCGUCCUGCCCACACUAGUGCAGUCCCACUGGUGUCAGCUGAAGAAGUUGUUGAAGGGACAUCAGCAGCUUAUCGACAUUAGGAGACGGAUUGCCAAGUCGAAAGAUGAGCUCUCACAUAUAUUGAAGGCGCGGUUGGAGGCAGUCCUAAUGAUCGAGAACUCGAUGUCGGUGCAGGAUGCGCACGCGAUGCUAUCGUUCCAGUGCUUCAACCGUCUGUCGCGGUACUUCGGCAUCGUGGCGCAGCUGCACCAAGCGCCGCAGGUCUUCGUCAGAGCUGUGCACGAGGUGUCUAGGAGACGGACCUUCUCACAAGCACAUCUUAAGUGGGCGACAGACCUAGCAGAGAAAUUGCUCAAAAUACACGACGAGGAAAUCAGCAGGCGGCAGGAAUUCAACACAGUGUUCGAAGGUCAUUUCCUCCGAAGCUUGUUCCCGGGUAUGACGGAGUUACCACCAGCGUUCGCUACUCAGGGACCCCCGACCUUCGAUGCCAGUCUGCCGAAGCUGACUGAUGCAGAUGUGGCUUAUAUAGCUAACGCGUUCCCGGAUUUGAGUAAAGAUAUACCUAACUAUGAUAUGGAGUCUACCGUACAGUUCUUCCAACAAAGAAUACGGGCUUCAGAACAUGAAAGUAAAGAUAUUGAUAUUCAAGUGGAUAUGGACAAAGAUUUUGACUCAGUAACGGAAACCGGCGACUUCGAAAAGCUAGGUGGCCAGAGUUCGACACAAAAACAGAAAAUCGACAUCUCCACACUAUGCGUUCCCGAAACUAUGGCCGUGUCGACGGUAACCGAGGAUAACAUGGACACUCAUAAGAUAAACAUGGAGAAACUGCAAGAAUUUUUAAUAAAAGUUUAUUCCGUGUGUAAAGUGAAUAUUGUAUUUAUUGUAGAAGAGUUAUCGAAGUUGAAAGAAGAAGUUAAAGAACAGCAGAAAUUUAUGACGAGUAAAUAUUUAGAGAUAUUGGAAGCUUGGGAGAAGAGUAAUGUUGAGUGUGCGUUGAGGUUCCGUGAGGAGACGCAGAGGCUCACGGUGGACCAUGAGCUAGAACUUAGUGAUAUGAAGGCAGCUCUUAAUGAGAAAGACGAAGUUAUAACGUCCCUUAAAACGGAAACGGAAAACAUUAAAAGCGCACACCAAAAAGAAAUAGAGAGGUUAGAACAAGAACAUCAGGAGACGAAGGACUUGUUAGAAAAGACGAGAGAAGAAAUACAAGGGUUUGAGAAAAAGUUAGAAGAUAUUGAGGCGCAGAAACAGAAGGAGAUCAAAGAGUUGCAAGAGAAAAUGCAUAUGGAUUACAAAGCAGAAAUCGAGUCUUUGCGGUCAAGGUUCCGUUUAGUAGCUCUAACAAAUAUGGACCGUUCGCCUUCCGAAUCGAGUCUCGAAAAAAUCGAGCGCGCUGACGUCAUCGAGAUAUCGAGUCAUACAGCCAUAGUGAUGCAGACUAAAGAAAAUGCUGAAGUGGAAAAAGAAGAGGCAGUAAGAGAAGCAGUGGCUAAAGUGGAAGCCGAAUGGAAGCUUAAACUGGAAGCCGAAGUCGCUGCCAUCACGUCAAAGUAUGACUCGGAGAAACAGCUUUCCAGCUCUCUAUCGACGACGGACGUGUCUCGUCGCCUGCUGUCGGAGAAGGAGCGGCAGCUCGAGGCGCUGCGCGAGCGCGAGGCGGCGCUGCUGCGCGAGUGCGGCAAGUACCGCGCCACCAUACAGCAGCUCACCGACCCCGAGACCAACGACCUCGAUGCGCUGCUGCAGACACAGUUGGCUUCACUAGAAAACGAAAAUUCAGUUUUGAAGCAACAGGUAAAGGAUUUGAAGAAAGAACUGGAAAAGAAAGCCGAAGAAGAUAAAAGCAGAGAAGAUGAUAGUGAUGGCAGAUCGUCUCCCAAAAAGGAUGACAGCAAGAAGUCCCGCAGCCGCUGUCACACACCGUUCGGUCUGUCGGCGGGCACACUGUCGCUGUCGUCGUGUUUACCCGGGCAUACUGUGCUCGUCAUGUGGGAUCCGGCACAUCUUAACUAUACCGUGCUGCAGGAAGCGUCAAUAAUGUAUUUCGUGAACAGCGAUUGUCUACCAGCACUUGACCUCAGCAUACAAGUUAAGAAUGAAAGCGAGAGGCGACUGUACGCCGUCGCCACCGUCGAGUCUAAAGAGUAUUGUUAUGCUAAGAAGAGCGGCAACCGCUACGGCAUGCCUCGCAGCUCGCGGUUCUACCGCGUGCGAGUGCGGCCGCUCCGCGCGCCCGCGCCGCCGCAGCCGCCCUGCUGCGAGCACAGGCACCGCGCCGAUGCGAUGAAGGGCGGCGUGCUGCCGGUGUUCGGUGACACGCGGCUGCUCAAGAAAUGGUUGACCUACAUGCAUGCCCCAGACCCUCAGAAGUCAGUGGACACGAGUCAGUCGACCAGCUCAGCUACAGAAGAGAGUGGAAGAGCAGGGGAAGUGGCGACAGCGACUCUCAUCAACUUGGAGUCGCCGGUGUCAUGCAGCGACCCUGUGUCGGCGGCCUCCGUGCCCGCGCCGAGUGAAGACCAGCUCGAUUCUAUCGAAGCCAGUGACCAGUGGCAGAAUGCUAAGAUGCAUCUGUCUACUAUUAGCGCUGUUACGGACAUGGAGUGCAGCGUGGGCAGAUGCGCGGGCGCAGAGCCGCUGGAGCUGACGGGCAGCGCGGUGGGCGUGGUGCGCGGCGACCCCGCCCCCUCCGAGCUGGCGGAGGAGGCGGAGCCCUGACCCCCCGCGCCAAGCCCCGCCCACACCUAGUACCCACGCCAUACGUCAUACUCUGUGUACUCGCCCGGUACGAGCCGAUACUGCAAACGCUUGAGGCUAGCGUGAACGCGAAACGUGCACAAACAACGCUUAUCAUCGUCAGACAGUAUGGCAGACAUCCAUAAAGACUUUCGUCUCAUUACAACGAGUGAAAUAUGGAAAGAAUUAAUGCUCUCCAUUAAAUGUCUCGCUCUACAGCGGGCUUUAAGCGGGAUUCGUGGCAUGAUAGCACGCUGUGAUCCAACGCAGCUCUGACACGUGGGCUACGUCAAUCAUGUGGCUGACCGUCAAUCAUGUGACUGACUUCAGACAGGCAAUGUUCUUACGUGAAUGAUGCUAGUGACGUAGCAGCCUGAGGUUGCCUGGCACAGCUUGGGCCGCGUCGUCGGAGCAGUAGUGGAGCCGCGAGCCCGCGACGUCUCAAUGUUUCCCUCUCUCUCCUAUAUUCUAUGUGUACUUAGAAUAUAACGUAGAAAUUACCGUGUCCGGUUCCCUUCAAGUUCGUAUCUCAAUUAGGCAGUGAUUUCUUCUCAAUAGUACAAAUUUGUUUAGUCGUGUAAAGCUUUACGUGAUCUUAUGUUGCGAAUGUAUUCGUAUUUUUUAUAUUUCUUAUCGCUACGUUGUGUUGUGUUAUAUUUUAGUUCCUUUACUCCAUUAUUUCAGAUAGAUCAUUUAUUUUCUUAUUGAAUACCAAACUAUGUUAGCUGUUUACUGUAGUAUAGUACUAUUGGUGAUUAUGCAAGUUAUAUUCUAGCACAAAAAUUAAUAUAUGUGGUAUUGCUAACUUGAUUUCAGACUCGGCGCUUUGUUCACAAAUCGACAAAGUGCAUACGUCUUAUAGUUAGAUACGUGUCUAAUAUGGUUAGAGUCACAUUCUCCUUAAGAUUCUCCUACCUUUAUAAGUACUAUCUUGAUAACUAAGUCAUAGUGAUUAUUUAGUAGGACAGUCGUUCCUCUUAGGAAUUCUUCUUACAAUUUGUCGAUAGGCUUCAGCAAUGUUAAUGCUUUAACACUCGAUCUCGCCCUAUUUGACUCUGAACCCUUACCGAAUUCACACUGUAGCUUAGAUACUUAUAUUUAUAGUUUCGCUAGAGUGAAGUGAUCACUCGAGCUGACAGUGGUUCGUUUGUCCCGCACUCCGGUGGGAGGAAGAGAGAAUUAAAAUAAAAUUAUGAAUAGCGAGGCACAGACACUUGCGUCCGAAUAUUGUUUUAGCCUUUCUAACACUAAACUAGAUUCGUUCGAAGCGCAAAUUAUGGUGUUAUAUUGUAAAAUAAGAGAACAUGCUUCACAUUAAAUUUGUUUGUGGCCUUAUUAUAAGUGGCGCCCAACGUGGGGCUACAGGCGUCUCCGACCCAUCGCGUGGCACUGCGCCAGUGCUGCACUAGUGAACGGUUUCUUUAACCAAGGAAAGUUUGAAACCGGUAUAAACCGGUGGGCACCGGGCAGUGCCCGGACUGGGGCGGAGCCGCCGCGCGGCGGAUAGCCGGUUGCUGUGAUAGUGCGUGCUGUGCCCUCCUCUCCCCCCGAGCGGGUUACCGGCACAACUGCACGAAGCUCUGUAAUUAAUGAGUUAGGGGCCUAUUAUUAAGUGUAAAAUUAAUUCUAAAAAUUAGUUGUACGUUCACUUGUGCCGGUAAAACCGCUCGAACAUAAAUCGGCUCCAUUAGCAAUAUUCAGAAUUUAAAGAAAUAUUUAUGACCACGUUACGGUUUUCUUUUCAAAUAUAGUAUUUAGUGUAAACAUUCAUAUCAAUGAAAUAAUUUUCCGUUACAUAGAUUCUCAAUAUUUACUGUAAUAACUUGUUGAGACUGCAGGAGAUUGUUGUGGUCGACUAGUUCCCGAGCCUUGCAAUACGCGGGUGUGGGUCCCGCUUCAGUCAAUCAUGUGCAAUACCGACCCGGCUAUUGCAAGGCGCUGCAAUAUUAACGCAAUCGUUUGUAAAUAAUUGUUUGAGAUAUCGUUAUAGGUACCCAUAAUUGUGUCGAAUUUAAAUAAGUUAUGAUAUUUCGGUAUCAGCUAAAAUUCUUGAUGGAAGGACGGAUAUCGGUUUAUGAAGUUGAGGACUGCUUGUGUUCGUUGUGAUGGAUCAGUGGGUAUUGUCGCGUAGUUAUGUUUGUGCUGGACACGAAUAAACUCAUUUGCAAUGAAUUAGGUUUGGGUUGCGGACUGUGUCGUCAAAAUUAUGGUGUCGUGUAACGUGUCAUUAUGAAGGUUUUUGGAAUGUUCUGCAAAUGCAUACUAAAAUCGUGCGAUCGCUUAAUGGACUAUUUUGUAGUGACCAAUUUUAUUGUUAGAAAUUAAAAAUGUAAAAUUGACAAUUUUAAUGUAAUUUUUAUAUACAAUAAAUAGACCAUUUUAUACAAA
Helicoverpa zea (corn earworm) is the source of this 6704-nucleotide messenger RNA. It is a transcript of the gene Atg17, whose product is annotated as RB1-inducible coiled-coil protein 1. The record is from RefSeq and is a predicted model, not a curated record. Gene Ontology annotation, molecular function: molecular adaptor activity; protein kinase binding. The transcript has 23 exons. Gene Ontology annotation, cellular component: phagophore assembly site membrane; extrinsic component of membrane; Atg1/ULK1 kinase complex. Gene Ontology annotation, biological process: autophagy of peroxisome; autophagosome assembly; reticulophagy. Bases 303 to 4298 code for a protein of 1331 amino acids. Lineage: Eukaryota; Metazoa; Arthropoda; Insecta; Lepidoptera; Noctuidae.